CGUUAAAAAUGGUAGUGUGUGCACGCGUGUGCGUGUGUGUGUUUAACAGCAUCGCUUUAGAAACUUUCUGUACAAGCAUUUGUGCACCGUUUUCUGCAUGACAAUGAGACUUCCGCCGGAAGAACGAAUAAUACUCUGAACGUAAUAAAAUCUGUGUCACAUCGCGUGUUACGAAAUAGGAUCUGCCAAACAGGACAGUCUGAAAUAUGUUUCAAACGGCGCCGGUUGAUCAAAGAAAAGAUGUUCCUUUCGUCAGUUUUCAUUGUACUUCUUUCUUCUAUCUGUACAUUAAGUUUCACCGAUCAGACGCAACACCUUUUCAGCGAAAUGUAUUCGAUUAAUUUGAUUAAUUGUCCGAACGAUAAAAGGUGUACAUUUGUCGAGCAUUGUCCCCCUAUUUUGAAUUUAAUGAAUCACAAUUUACUUCCAAUUCAUAGGUAAAUCGGUGUAACGCUGCUUUAUAGGAAAUUGAAAUAUAAACGAAUCAAUAAGAGAAAUGAUCUAAGCUUUUAUUUUAAAAAUUAACGUAGAUUUCGACAAGCGAUUUGUGGUUACGAGAGCAUGAAACCAAAAGUGUGCUGCGACGUGGAUAGCAAUAUGGUGAACUCAUUUUUUACUCAAAAGGAUGGCAUAUCUUUCACGAGAUCGAAUCUAAUUCCAGAAUGUGGCAGGAGCUUCGUUCAUGGUGAUGUUAACUCUAUAGGAAUGUACCCGUUUGUUGCAAGAAUUGGAUUUAAAAGUAACACAGGUCAAAUAAAGUAUCCUUGUAACGGUGUAAUUUUGAAUCAGCGCACGAUAUUAACUACUGCCAGUUGCGCACUUGCAAAGUCUAGUAUUUAUCAAUUGGAUUCUGUGCUUGUCGGUGAGUUUAAUACUGAUACUGAUCCUGAUUGCAAUACACAGAAAAUUAAUAUAUCGUACGUGAUAAAACAUCCCAACUAUCGAUCUGAUACUUAUGCGAAUAAUAUAGCGAUGUUACGGUUAAAAGAAUCGAUACAAUAUACUGUAACGGCGCAACCUGUGUGUCUUUUACCAAGAGAUGGAUAUGUAAAUGUAGAAAUGAAUCCUAUUCUUGUUGGAUGGGGUAAGCUGGCAAGCCAGAAAGUGAACACUUGUAAGCAACAAUUGCUGAAAAUGAGGAUUGUAUCGACUGAAGAAUGCAUGAAUUAUUAUAACCAAGGAUCAACUGUCGAAUUGUGCACAAUAGGGGACGAAGAGCCAUGUUCAGGAUACAACGGAAGUCCUCUUUUAUUUAAAUACGGCGAUACGUAUUUUUUGUUAGGCAUUUUAUCGUACGGUUCUGACUGCAGCAUGAUCACCAACUUCCCCUCAGUCUUCGUGAAUAUACAAAAAUACACAAGAUGGAUUCAAGAAAAUUGUUGAUUGUACAUCAAAAGGUUAGUAGCUUAUUUC
This is a messenger RNA of Bombus pascuorum, 1413 nucleotides long. RefSeq names its product vitamin K-dependent protein C-like. Bases 562 to 1383 code for a protein of 273 amino acids. The transcript is spliced from 6 exons. NCBI's taxonomy places the organism in Eukaryota, Metazoa, Arthropoda, Insecta, Hymenoptera, Apidae. The record is from RefSeq and is a predicted model, not a curated record. Gene Ontology annotation, molecular function: serine-type endopeptidase activity. Gene Ontology annotation, biological process: proteolysis.